Molecule: messenger RNA, 937 nt
Organism: Drosophila innubila
Lineage: Eukaryota; Metazoa; Arthropoda; Insecta; Diptera; Drosophilidae
Product: ubiquitin-conjugating enzyme E2 N-like
Exons: 1
Coding region: 264-719 (151 amino acids)
Source: RefSeq, a predicted model, not a curated record
AGUUCCUCUAAAAAGUUGGCAACACUGAUUUUGACACCGACUGGCUAAUUUGCGUUUAUAAAACGUAAAAUCUGAACAUUAGUAAAAAGAAAUUAUAGUAUUCAUAUGUUUAACUAAUUUGCACGUCGCUGGAUAUUUUUGCACAAACUUUAUAUUUGUUUCGAACCGUACCAAAACGGAGGUGAUUGUUGUUGUUCUUGCAGUAAGUGAACCUAAAACUUUAGGAAAUUUUGCAACAACUGGAAAAAAGAAAAGUUUAAAAGAUGUCCAGUCUGCCACGUCGCAUCAUCAAGGAGACACAGCGCCUGAUGCAGGAGCCGGUGCCAGGAAUUAACGCUAUUCCAGAUGAAAACAAUGCACGCUAUUUCCAUGUGGUUGUCGCCGGUCCAAAUGAUUCUCCCUUCGAGGGCGGCGUCUUUAAGCUGGAGUUGUUCCUACCUGAGGACUAUCCGAUGUCGGCACCCAAAGUGCGCUUCAUCACAAAGAUCUAUCAUCCGAAUAUCGAUCGUCUUGGCCGCAUUUGCCUCGAUGUCCUAAAAGACAAGUGGAGUCCAGCGCUACAAAUUCGCACCAUACUUUUGUCCAUUCAGGCGCUGCUCAGUGCGCCCAAUCCCGAUGAUCCAUUAGCAAACGACGUGGCCGAAUUGUGGAAAGUCAACGAGGCCGAGGCAAUCCGUAAUGCUCGUGAAUGGACCCAAAAAUAUGCUGUUGAAGACUGAAGUGUUAACUGCUGUUACGUGGGUGCCGGUUGACCGGAGGCGGAGGCUAUUUGGGUGCCCGGUUCGCUCUCAUCUCCCGCAUAUAAACAACAAAUACGAGAAAAAGUCAUCUUUUUUUUGUAAUACACAUUUUUUUGUAUAUUUAAAUGAUGUCGAUGUCGAGGAUAUAAAAACGGCGGUAAUAAUAAAGAUUUAAUGAUAAUGCUAUAAUAAACAAA